CAUCAGAAUGAAAAUAUUACACUUUUGAUAAUGCAAAUUAUUAUGCAUGUCAUUACAGUUAGACUAUUUCAUCUUUUUUUCAAUUUUAACCCAUAUCCAUUGAGAAUCAGUCUUGAAUUUACUUUAAGAGUCUCUCGGUUAAAACCCACUGACACUCAUGUCAACAUCAAUUAUACUGUGCCUGAUUUGAGACCACUGCAUGUUUUGGGGCACAGUAAACAAAAUGCAAAGAGUUAUUUCCAAACAAAGAAAUGCUUCUCUCCCCAAGGAAGCACUUCGCCCACUCCAUGUUUUUUUUAUAACAGUAUAUAAUUGAAAAGUGUAAUAGUUUUCUGACUUCUACAUGUAUUUUGUGUUUAGCAUUAUAUAUGUGCAAUCAUUUUACUAGUAGCUUAUUUAUUCUGUGCAUUACAUAGUGCUGUUUCUAGUAUUCUUGUUCAGAAAUUUCUUGCAUGUUAUUGUUAAUGUAAUCCUUAGUUUGCAUAAACCGGAUGUGUCAACUUUGGUUCACUAAACUUUUGUUCACUAAUUCCAUUUUAAUAUUCUCACUUACAUGUGUAUUUUGAGGAGUUUUAUGCAUGAGUCAUUUGUGCAUUUUGUAUUAUUUUUAUGAUUAUGUAUGCAUGUCAUAUCUUUAUUAUAGCAUUGGUCAUUUAUUCAAUGGGUUUGGAUGGUUCUCAUACAUUUUAAUUUUUUUUAAUCACCAAAACUCAUGAAUUCUUGAAAUUUGUGAGACUAACCAUUUUGUUGCAUUGUUUCUUGCACUUUUCCUAACUCUAUACUAACCCCUUGUUAUUUCAUUUUAUACCUAACCAGGUUUAGGUGCUAAAGCUCAAUUCUACAUGGCCAUCAAGCCGCUCCCUGUGGUGAAAGCAAAUCAAGCCAUCCGUCUGUUCGCCCUAGUUGAUCACACCAGCCCUGAAGGGGUGAAGAGAUACGCUGGUGAUGAAUGGCAGUAUCACGGACCACUCACAUACAAACCCACCGCUGAGGCAAAAAUUGUUAAGUUUGUUGAUGCUGUCGUUCUAACCAGUGGGGAAGCCUUACAUCUCACAGCAAAGAGAGAGCUAAUUGACAGUAAAGGAGUAAAACGGGAAGUACAGGAGGAAUGGUUGGUCAGAGAAGAAGGAGCAUAUCUCCCAGGGAUUUAUGAAGAGGUAAUCAAGGUGGUCCAGCCAUUCAGGUUGACCCCUACCACUGGUCUUCACCUGAAGACCAUUCACAGCUGCAAGGAUGCCCUGGGUAGGGAGCGGUCAGCAGGAGAAGAGUGGUUAGUCACCGACAAGGACACGGACUCGUAUGUACCUGAGAUAGGCGAGGAAGUAAUUUGUAUGGUGUCUAAGACUGUCUUACAAAAGGGGCAAUACUGUGUGGUCAAGAACCCUGUUGAUACGACAGGCAAACCUCAGUAUGGCAAGUUGAAACUUUUCAAGGGAAUCGCAAGCUUCUUCCUCCAUCCAGGUGAAAUUAUUGAAGAAGGCAUCAAAUCCCAAUAUGUACUAGGUGAAGAUGAAGCCUUGGUGUUGGAGUGUGUAGAGAACUUCACCGAUGACGCAGUUCCAGGAGGGAAAGUUCGCAAACCUGGAGAUCGAUGGAUGAUCAGAGGGCCUAAGAGUUACAUUCCUCCCACACAAGUCAAAGAAUUAGAUCAAGGAAACUCUCAAGUCAUCAGGAAAGCUAUUCCUCUGGGUGAAAAUGAAGGAAUUUACAUCAGAAAUCUACAAAGUGGAGAGGUGAAAGUCAUCAUGGGUCCAAAGUCAUAUCUCCUCAACGAACAUGAGAAGCUAUGGGAGAAGGAGUUAGACCCUCUGGUAGUGUCCAUCCUCAAGAAAGGAGGAGGAUUUGGUGAAGGAGACAUCAGGAAGUUGGCUUAUUUUGAACAAUCCAUUGACUCUGAGUAUACUGGAAAUAAGCCUAGAGAUAAGACCAGAGCAGUGAGGUACAGAUGCCCUCAUAAUACAGCAGUACAGGUAUAUGAGUACCAGAAGAAGACGGCACGUGUUGUGUUUGGACCAGACAUGGCUAUUCUAGGACCUCAUGAAGACUUCAAUGUUCUUAGUCUCAGUGCUGGUAAGCCAAAAGUGGAGAAUGCUCUCAAAACUAUAUGCCUCAUGCUGGGACCAGAUUACAUCACAGAUAUUUUAGAGGUGGAGACGGCUGACCAUGCAAGGCUAAAGAUCAAGAUCGCUUUCAACAACCAUUUUGAGUUUGAGCGAGGAAACUUGAAGGAAGAGAGUUCCAUCUUCUCGGUGCCAGACUUCAUUGGAUUUGCCUGUAGAGAAGUUGGAAGUCGCAUCCGUGGUGCCGUGUCAAGGGUCAAAUUUGACGAGUUUCACCGUCACUCUAUGGAGCUGUUGAAGACUGGCGUGUUCGGUUUGAAUCCCGAUAAGACUCCCAAAGAUAGACUAGUCUUUAAAGCCAACAAACUGGUGAUUACCAAUGUUGACAUCCAAGCCAUAGAACCGGUGGAUUCUACGAUGAGAAACAGUCUUCUGAAAUCAGUUCAGAUGGCCAUUGAAAUCGCAACUCAAUCUAUUCAGAGAACUGCCGGUCAAGAUGCGGCCUGCAAAGAGCAGGAGGCUCAGGGACAGCUGGAGAGACAGAAGCUUACUAAUGAACAGGAGAAUGAAAAGGCUCGUACCUUGCUGCAUGAGUUGAGAGCUAGCGCCAGCGCCGUGGAGUCGUGUGGACAGGCCAAAGCUGAGGCACAGGCUCAAGCUGAGAGACUUCUGAUUGAGGGUCACAGUGCCAUCGAGUCAGCCAGACUCAAGGCAGAGGCCGAGGACAUCUUAUGCAACUCCGAGCUGGACAACACCCAGAUGGCUCGCCUGUCGGAACUGAACUUUCUAAAGGAGCAGAAUGAACUGGAGAUAGGCAAAACAAAGCAAUUGGCAGAUAUUGAGGUCGGAAAGUUUGCUGAAAUGGUGAAAGCCCUUGGAGCAGAAACCAUCAUGGAGAUGGCCAAUGCUGGACCCAAAUUUCAGGUUGAACUGCUGAGCAGCCUUGGGCUUGAGAUGACGGUGUUCACCGAUGGAAAUAGCCCCAUCAAUCUCUUCAACGUUGCACAGGGUCUCAUAGCUCAGCCCACACAAAGCGAAAGUGCUUAGUAAGUCACCGUGGAUUAUGCUUGAGAGCAGCUACACCAUGUGUUGGGGGUAAUACAAUGUAGAAAUAUCAUGCAAACGAUGUUCCGGAAAUGUUAUUCGAGUGCAUCACCAAAGUUUUCUUUGAUCAGUUUACUUACCUGUAACAAGCUUGUGCAAAUUUUCUCUAAGAUUUACAUUACAUGUCUAGUGUCUUGAGUGAAACAAUGAAUCGAGAAACAUCCUUGAAAUGUGAGAAUUACUUCCUUUGGCAGUAUUCUGAAAAUUAUUUAUCUUUCAUUGUAUCUUCAUCGUCAGGAUUGCCAUAACUACUUUUGAAGUUGUAACUUUGAUUUGUUGAGGUGUGCAACUUUGCACCCUAGGACCAGAAAGUGUGUGGUUUUGAACCAAAGACAUGCCUAAUUUCAGGAGAGCAUUUCAGAUUUGUCCAUGAUUUUUUACCGACAAUUGAUAUAAGCUACUGAAAAUCAUUAAACCGGAUUGGAUUGGCGAGGAGAUAAUUGGUGAGUUGAAAUCACUGAUAAAACUUAGAUGACAAAGAAAAGGUAAACAUGAUUUUAGAAUUUUCUUCCCUCUGCCUCAUAGUGUUAAGGUCACAAUCAAUUGUAAUUAUCAAACAUAUUAUAUCUUUGUUUUACCCCUUGAAUUACAAAUUGUGUUGACCAUUACUUUCACUUGUACAUACAUCUAUAUGCAAAUGUGACUAUUGUGUACUUAAUUCAACCCAUUCCUUUUCAAUUGAACUCUAAAUGAAUGCACAAAAAGAGAUACUUUGAGUACAAUACUUAGCUUAGUUCUGCUUUAAACAUAUACCAAGUAAAUUUUUUUUUCAUGAUAGUGAGUUUGUAUACAUUAUCUUUAUUAUCCAUGUAGAAAUUUGUUUAAUAUUUGGCUAAUAAUGAUAGUUUAUCUGUCAUAUUGAAUGACACUAAAGCUUUUUGUACAUUAAGGAAUAUGCAAUAUUAAAAGAUAUAUAUUAACAUGUAAAUUAUCUAUGGUAAUGUAAAAAAAGAUAUUAUAGUAGUGACAAAGCAUCACAUUUCCAACAUCAGCACCUAAAGUUGUUGACUAUUUUCCAAGAAUGAUGAAGUAUUUCACUCCUUACAUUGUAUUUUUUAUGCAUUAAUAUAAGAGUAGAGAGGCCACUUUAACAUGUCUUUCAUGCCUUCUAUUGCUUAAUAUAUAUAUGAUACUGUAAAAUUAAUGCCAUGAAGGCAAUAUACAAUGUUAGCUUUUAUGUGUUGAGUCAAGUAUUGCAGGUAAUGUAUUACUUUAUAAUGUUAUAUCGAGGGAUGGUUAAGGGUACCCUUAUGUAUAUUUUUUAUGA
This is a messenger RNA of Lytechinus variegatus (green sea urchin), 4431 nucleotides long. RefSeq names its product major vault protein-like. The transcript has 22 exons. The record is from RefSeq and is a predicted model, not a curated record. Lineage: Eukaryota; Metazoa; Echinodermata; Echinoidea; Temnopleuroida; Toxopneustidae. Gene Ontology annotation, cellular component: cytoplasm; nucleus. Bases 843 to 3107 code for a protein of 754 amino acids.